Messenger RNA from Menidia menidia (Atlantic silverside), 5079 nucleotides. The record is from the annotation of a GenBank genome assembly. Lineage: Eukaryota; Metazoa; Chordata; Actinopteri; Atheriniformes; Atherinopsidae.
ACUCCGGAGAAGCUAAAGAAUACCAACAUGGCUCAGAUCCUGCCUAUCCGCUUCCAGGAGCACCUGCAGCUCCAGAACUUGGGGAUUAACCCGGCCAACAUUGGCUUCAGCACUCUAACUAUGGAGUCUGACAAGUUCAUCUGCGUGCGGGAGAAAGUGGGCGAGCAGGCCCAGGUUGUCAUCAUCGAUAUGGCCGACCCCAACAAUCCCAUCCGCCGCCCCAUCUCCGCCGACAGCGCCAUCAUGAACCCGGCCAGCAAAGUCAUCGCCCUCAAAGCCGCAAAGACCCUGCAGAUCUUUAACAUCGAGAUGAAGAGCAAGAUGAAGGCGCACACGAUGACGGAUGACGUGACUUUCUGGAAGUGGAUCUCCCUGAACACCGUGGCCCUGGUCACGGACAACGCCGUGUACCACUGGAGCAUGGAGGGCGACUCUCAGCCAAUCAAAGUCUUCGACCGCCACUCCAGCCUGGCAGGCUGCCAGAUCAUCAACUACCGCACAGACGCCAAACAGAAGUGGCUGCUGCUCAUUGGCAUUUCAGCACAGCAAAACCGAGUUGUGGGAGCCAUGCAGUUAUACUCUGUGGACAGAAAGGUGUCUCAGCCUAUCGAGGGCCACGCUGCUGGCUUUGCGCAGUUCAAGAUGGAGGGCAACACAGAAGAGUCAACCCUGUUCUGCUUUGCUGUGCGGGGACAGGCAGGAGGAAAACUUCAUAUCAUUGAAGUGGGGACUCCACCAACCGGGAACCAGCCUUUUCCAAAGAAAGCCGUGGAUGUUUUCUUUCCCCCUGAAGCCCAAAAUGACUUCCCUGUGGCCAUGCAGAUCAGUUCCAAGCAAGAUGUCGUCUUUCUCAUCACCAAAUAUGGCUACAUCCACCUGUAUGACUUGGAGACUGGAACCUGCAUUUACAUGAACAGGAUCAGUGGGGAGACCAUCUUUGUCACAGCCCCCCACGAGCCCACCGCAGGCAUCAUCGGAGUAAACCGGAAAGGACAGGUGCUGUCAGUCUGCGUGGAGGAGGAGAAUAUUAUUCCCUACAUCACUAACGUGCUCCAGAACCCAGACCUGGCGCUGCGCAUGGCUGUGCGCAACAACCUUGCUGGUGCCGAGGAGCUUUUCGCCCGCAAGUUCAACACCCUCUUUGCGGCAGGGAAUUACUCGGAAGCUGCUAAGGUGGCAGCCAAUGCUCCCAAGGGUAUUCUGCGGACCCCAGACACAAUCCGAAGGUUCCAAAGUGUUCCGGCCCAACCAGGCCAGACGUCCCCUCUGCUCCAGUAUUUUGGCAUUCUGCUGGACCAAGGCCAGCUCAAUAAGUUUGAGUCCCUGGAACUGUGUAGGCCUGUUCUUCAGCAAGGCCGCAAACAGCUCCUGGAGAAAUGGCUCAAGGAAGACAAGCUGGAGUGUUCCGAGGAGCUUGGGGACUUGGUGAAGUCCGUCGAUCCUACUCUGGCCCUUAGUGUCUAUCUCAGAGCCAACGUCCCCAAUAAAGUCAUCCAGUGCUUUGCAGAAACAGGACAGUUCCAGAAGAUUGUCCUUUAUGCCAAAAAGGUGGGCUACACUCCAGACUGGAUCUUUCUGCUGAGGAACGUGAUGCGCAUCAGCCCAGAGCAGGGCCUCCAGUUCUCCCAAAUGCUGGUUCAGGAUGAAGAGCCACUUGCUGACAUUACACAGAUUGUAGACGUCUUCAUGGAGUACAACCUGAUCCAGCAGUGCACGUCCUUCCUUCUCGACGCCCUGAAAAACAACAGACCCAUGGAGGGGCCGCUGCAGACACGUUUGCUGGAAAUGAAUUUGGUCCAUGCACCACAGGUUGCUGAUGCUAUCCUGGGCAAUCAGAUGUUCACCCACUACGAUCGCGCCCAUGUGGCACAGCUGUGCGAGAAGGCCGGCCUCCUGCAGAGGGCGCUGGAGCAUUACACCGAUUUGUACGACAUCAAACGUGCCGUGGUGCACACACACCUUCUCAAUCCAGAGUGGUUGGUGAACUUCUUCGGCUCCCUCUCGGUAGAGGACUCUCUGGAGUGUCUUAGGGCCAUGCUGUCAGCCAACAUCCGCCAGAACCUGCAGAUCUGUGUGCAGGUGGCCUCCAAGUACCACGAGCAGCUGUCAACUCAGUCCCUGACCGAACUGUUCGAGUCAUUUAAGAGCUUUGAAGGUCUCUUCUACUUCUUGGGUUCCAUUGUGAACUUCAGCCAGGAUCCAGAAGUCCACUUUAAAUAUAUCCAGGCAGCCUGCAAAACGGGCCAGAUCAAAGAGGUGGAGCGGAUCUGCAGAGAAAGCAACUGCUAUGAUCCCGAGCGCGUGAAGAACUUCCUCAAAGAGGCCAAGCUUACUGACCAGCUGCCUUUAAUCAUCGUGUGUGACCGCUUCGAUUUUGUUCAUGACCUGGUUCUGUACCUUUACCGCAACAGCCUGCAGAAAUACAUCGAGAUCUACGUGCAGAAGGUGAACCCCAGCCGUCUGCCAGUAGUCAUCGGAGGCCUGUUGGACGUGGACUGCGCUGAGGACGUUAUUAAGAACCUGAUCCUGGUUGUGAGGGGACAGUUCUCCACGGACGAACUUGUCGCCGAGGUGGAGAAAAGAAAUCGACUGAAGCUGCUGCUGCCCUGGCUGGAGGCCCGCAUUCAUGAAGGUUGCGAGGAGCCCGCGACCCACAACGCUUUGGCCAAGAUCUACAUCGACAGCAACAACAACCCCGAGCGCUUCUUGAGGGAAAACCCCUACUAUGACAGCCGCGUGGUGGGCAAGUACUGUGAGAAGAGAGACCCCCACCUGGCCUGCGUGGCUUACGAAAGAGGACAGUGUGACCAGGAACUCAUCCAUGUGUGCAACGAGAACUCACUGUUCAAGAGUCUGUCUCGAUACCUCGUGCGUCGCAAGAACCCGGAGCUGUGGGCGAGUGUGCUGCUGGAGACCAACAACUACAGGAGGCCCCUCAUCGACCAGGUUGUUCAGACAGCUCUGUCAGAGACCCAAGAUCCAGAGGAGGUGUCCGUCACAGUCAAGGCCUUCAUGACCGCCGACCUUCCCAAUGAGCUCAUCGAGCUGCUGGAAAAGAUUGUGCUGGACAAUUCUGUCUUCAGUGAGCACAGGAACCUCCAGAAUCUGCUCAUUCUGACAGCCAUCAAAGCCGAUCGCACGCGCGUUAUGGAGUACAUCAACCGUCUGGACAACUAUGACGCCCCAGACAUCGCAAACAUCGCCAUCAGCAAUGAGCUGUUUGAGGAAGCUUUUGCCAUUUUUAGGAAGUUCGAUGUCAACACCUCUGCCGUGCAGGUUCUGAUUGAGCACAUUGGCAACCUGGACAGAGCCUACGAAUUUGCCGAGCGCUGCAAUGAGCCCCCAGUGUGGAGUCAGCUGGCAAAGGCCCAGCUUCAGAAGGGCCUGGUCAAAGAGGCUAUUGACUCCUACAUCAAGGCUGAUGACCCCUCCGCGUACAUGGAGGUGGGGCAGGCUGCAGCCCAAAGCGGAAACUGGGAGGACCUGGUGAAGUUUCUGCAGAUGGCCCGCAAGAAGGCCCGCGAGUCGUACGUGGAGACAGAGCUGAUCUUUGCCCUGGCCAAAACCAACCGCCUGGCCGAGCUGGAGGAGUUCAUCAACGGGCCCAACAACGCUCACAUCCAGCAGGUGGGCGACCGCUGCUAUGACGACAAGAUGUACGAGGCGGCCAAGCUGCUCUACAACAACGUGUCCAACUUUGGCCGCCUGGCCUCCACCCUGGUGCACCUGGGAGAGUACCAGGCCGCCGUGGACGGGGCGCGCAAAGCCAACAGCACCCGCACCUGGAAGGAGGUGUGCUUUGCCUGCGUGGAAGGGAAGGAGUUCCGCCUCGCCCAGAUGUGCGGUCUGCACAUCGUCGUCCAUGCCGACGAGCUGGAGGAACUGAUCAACUACUACCAGGAUCGCGGCUAUUUCGAAGAACUGAUCACCAUGCUUGAGGCGGCUCUUGGGCUGGAACGCGCUCACAUGGGGAUGUUCACAGAGCUGGCAAUCCUGUACUCCAAAUUCAAACCCCAGAAGAUGAGGGAACACCUGGAGCUCUUCUGGUCCCGCGUCAACAUUCCAAAGGUUCUCAGGGCGGCUGAGCAGGCCCACCUGUGGGCGGAGCUGGUGUUCCUCUAUGACAAAUACGAGGAAUACGACAACGCCAUCAUCACCAUGAUGAACCAUCCAUCAGACGCCUGGAAGGAGGGCCAGUUCAAGGACAUUGUCACCAAAGUGGCCAAUGUUGAGCUCUACUACAAGGCCGUCCAGUUUUAUCUGGAGUUCAAACCGUUGCUACUGAACGACCUGCUCAUCGUCCUCUCUCCAAGGCUGGAUCACACACGGGCCGUCAACUUCUUCAGCAAGGUCAAACAGCUGCCCCUGGUGAAGCCCUACCUUAGGUCCGUCCAGAACCACAACAACAAGUCGGUGAACGAGGCUCUCAACAACCUCUUCAUCAUCGAGGAGGACUACGCGGCGCUGCGCACGUCCAUCGACGCCUACGAUAACUUCGACAACAUCUCGCUGGCUCAGGGCCUGGAGAAGCACGAGCUGAUUGAAUUCCGGAGGAUCGCGGCCUACCUCUUCAAAGGCAACAACCGCUGGAAGCAGAGUGUGGAGCUCUGCAAGAAGGACAAGCUCUAUAAGGACGCCAUGCAGUACGCGUCGGAGUCCAAAGACAUCGAGCUGGCCGAGGAGCUCCUGGCUUGGUUCCUCCAGGAGGACAAGAAGGAGUGUUUCGCCGCCUGCCUGUUCACCUGCUACGACCUGCUGCGGCCAGAUGUGGUGCUGGAAACCGCCUGGCGACACAACAUCAUGGACUUCUCCAUGCCAUACUUCAUCCAGGUCAUGAGGGAGUAUCUCUCAAAGGUUGAUGCGAUAAAGGAAAAGGUCGACAAACUCGAGGCCUCGGAUUCUCUGAGGAAACAGGAGGAGCAGGCCACGGAGUCGCAACCCAUAGUUUACGGCACCCCCCAGCUGAUGCUCACAGCAGGCCCCAACGUGGCCGUGCCCCCCCAGCAGGCGUACGGCUACGGCUACACGGCGGCGCCGGCGGGCUACGCCCCGCCGCCACAGGCCAGCUUUGGCUACGGC